UUUAGUAUUAGCACUGUCUGGCCACAAAACUUGGUGUAGACCCUACUCCUCCAACUAACAUCAGUAUAAGAGUCUCGUGUAUUGGUACUUGGCAACCUAAAGAUCUGGAGGAGUCGGUCAUAUUAGAGCAAACGCAGUGGUCCAGUGGUAAAACUGUCUGACUACGAAACUGGAGGCCUUGAAUUCGAGUUUCAGUUCCUCCAACUAGAUAUAUUAUUGUGACAAGAGUCUGGUUUGUGGUUACAACUGGCACGUUAAAAAAACAGUGGAAGGUCGUGGAUUUGGAGCAACGUCUGUACCGUGCACCUUUUACUCACUUAUAUUACUAACAGUCUUCUGGUAGUGUAGCCCACAUUUUGGCUAGUGGUGGCGAUUAUAUGUGAAUAAGCUUAUAAACAUCCUUUCUCUAUGCACGUUCUCAAAGGCAUCGUGUUUCCAUUUACUCUGCUGUAUUUUAGUACGUAUCUGUAACAUGCUGUCAAAUUCGACAUGCUCCUAUCGCAUGCUACAUUAUAAAUGGCGGCGCAAGAAUUUUAUGUAUCAAAAAGAGACAUUGAAAGAAGCGAAAAAGAGUAAAUUCAGAGUUGCAUUUAAUGAAUUGUAACAAUCUUAUUUAAAAGUUAACGCUAUCUUUUAUUUUUCCAUAAUAGUAAUGAUAGCCAUAUGUUAAAGCUAGUAUUGUAGAAAAAGUCGAAAUUAUAACUUGACUAAAAUAAGUGGUUUAAACAGUCCGAUUUAGUUGCAUUCAACCUUAAGCGGUGCGCAUCUAGGCAUACAGACACUAAAAAGACAAAUGGCGCGAAAAAAAAAUGGUAGUCGCAUAACGGCGGAUCUACAUUAUUCUAUGAAUACUAUAUCUCCCCAGCUCCAUGUUGGCUACAGUUAACAGUCACAUGUUAUACCAGGGUGUACCCCAGUUGGCAAAUCUUAAGGUUGACCAACACACUACUUACGAACACUCAGAUUCUACGAAAGAGUUUCAAGACAGCAUAGCAGCUGUGAUUGAGGAUGAGAUUUUAGAGAAAGUUAAAUCGAGUGGCAAAUACAGUUUAAUGUUCGAUGAAAGUACAGACAUUUCAGUUCAUCAGAAUCUUAUCAUGUAUAUACGUGUUUUGGAAACUGACUGCCUUGGUGUUGUAAAUCCAAAUACUCAUUUUUUUUCAAUUGACAGUAUUGAACGUGCUAAUGCUGAGUCUAUUUAUGCAAAAUAUUGAGUACUCUUAGCCAGAAAGGAAUUCAGUUGUCCGGUCUCUGUUGUGUUAGCACAGAUGGUGCAUCUGUGAUGGUAGGAAACAAGUCAGGUGUUGUAACUAGACUUAAGGCAGUAGUGCCAGGUGUUUUAGCUACACAUUGUAUAGCACAUAGAUUAGCUCUUAGCUGUUGUAAUGGAGCAGAUACAAUUCCAUACUUAGUUAAGGUGCAGGAAAUUUUAAACAGUGUGUACAAGUAUUUUCACCUGUCACCAAAGCAUAUGGUCAUGCUAGAAGCUAUCCAGCAUCAUUCACAAGGCAAAUGUUUAAAGUUCAAAGAGGUAUUCCAUACACGAUGGCUGAGCUUUGAGGGUUCUGUAGAUGCCAUGGUGAGAAACUAUGGUGAUUUAGUGUCAGUAUUUUUAGAGGAAAGUAGUGGUAAGGCAUUAAGUCUGUACAAACCCAUCACUUCUUAUAAAUUCCUUUAUGUAGUUCACUUCUUGUGUGACCUCCUGAAACCACUGGCUGCCUUGUCUAAAACCUUCCAGAAAUCCGACUUAGACUUUUCAGAAGUUAUGCCCAUGCUACACUCGACAAUUGACCGAGUAGAACAUCUUGGCUCCAAGAAAGAUGGUACCUACCUGAGUGGAUUUAUAUCACAGGUGCCAGACGAGCCACAGGUAGGUGAGGAUGGUCUCACAACUUUCGAGUAUCAGGGUCAUACCAUUAGGGAUGGAGAAAAACAGCGUAAGGACGCAGUCAGUGUUUGUGAUAAGUUUGUCGCAGGUAUGAUUAGAUCUAUGAAUGAUAGGUUUUGUGAUAAUGAGGACAGUACAGUGUUGACAUCAUUGAGUAACUUUUUUUAUCCAGUUUUAGAAAGGGAAAGUAAAGUAGAUGAUACAGAGGUUAUUGUAGAGUACCUAGGUAAGGUUGGUCUUGAGUGUAGUAUAGAUGAUUUAGACAUGUUCCUCAGAUUUGCUCAUUUUCUCAUCAAAGAAGGCAAUAAGUCUGUAAAGUCGCCCAGGGAUGUAGCAAACUAGGCAAUCAGGAAGAAAGAUGUCUAUCCUGCAGCUGCAGAAGCUGCAGAGAGAUUUCUUCUUGCUCCAGUCUCUACUGUUGAUUGCGAGAGGGGCUUUAGUAAACAGAAUCUAAUUAAAACAUGUCUGAGAAGUAGGAUGUCUGCUAAGUGUUUGGAUAGGUUAAUCAGAAUAUCUGUAGAAGGUCCAGAAAUUAGUCAGUUUCAUUUUGAUAAGGCUUUCAAGAAGUGGGCUUCGAAGGACAGGAGAAUUUUAAGGUAGAGUCCAGCUAUCAGUUAGCUUAAGUGAUACUAAGCAAAAGAUAAGAAACAUGCAUUUUUACUAGUAAAUGAUUUUACUCAUUGAUGUUCAAGAUAAGAUGUUUUCAGUCUAAGAUUAGUUCACUUGGUUGUGUAUCUGAUUUCAUACUCUUUUUUCUCAAAACAAAAUAUAAUGUACUUAAUGUUAUGUGCUGUACAGCUAUUCAAUAGCUAAAGUAACACUAAGCUAAAGAGAAAGAAUGUCCAAGAUAUGAUGUUUACAGACACAUUUUUGUGCAUACAUAUGACUUGAUAUUUGUGAAGGUUUUUCUUUUUCAGAACAUAUGUGCUUGUUUAUAUUAUGUGCUGGUUCAGAAAUAGUUCAUAAAUCUGAUUUCAUACUCUGUUGUUGUUUUUUCAAAACAAAAUAUAAUGUACUUUAUGUUGUGUGCUGUACAGCUAUCCAUUAGCUAAAGUAACACUAAGCUAAAGAGAAAGAAUGUUCAAGGUAUGAUGUUUACAGACACAUUUUUGUGCAUACAUAUGACUUGAUAUUUGUGAAGUUGUUUUUUUUCUUUUAAGAACAUAUGUGCUUGUUUAU
Mercenaria mercenaria is the source of this 3067-nucleotide messenger RNA. Its product is annotated as zinc finger protein 862-like. Lineage: Eukaryota; Metazoa; Mollusca; Bivalvia; Venerida; Veneridae. The transcript is spliced from 2 exons. The coding region runs from base 1283 to 2230 and encodes 315 amino acids. The record is from RefSeq and is a predicted model, not a curated record.